ACCUAUAAUUCUCAAGGAAAGUCAAGAAACAUGGCAGUUCAGCUAUUCACACAGAAGGAAUUCUCGUCAGUUUAUCAGAAGUACAUGAUCCCAGUCUCCAAUAAUAUAAUCAAUAUGAUUUUAUCUUAUGUUAAAGACAAACAGAAAGGGCACUCUCCUGAAAUGGCGCUGGAUGUUGGCUGUGGGACAGGCCGUUACACUGUGCCUCUAGCUCCUCACUUCAAGAAGGUUCUGGGAAUAGACACCAGUGAAUCUCAAAUAAAUUUGGCCAGAAGAUGCACUUUAGCGGAGAAUGUGUCCUACAUGGUAGGACAAGCUGAGAAGAUACCACUGAAAGAUGCCUCUGUGGACCUAGUGAAUGCCGGUCUCGCUGCUCAUUGGUUUGAGGUUGACAAAUUUGUCCAUGAAGCAGCAAGAGUACUCAAGGCCAAUGGCUGCCUUGCUGUCCAUGCUUUCCAUCCAUCCACUGAAAUUGAAUAUGGUGAUCUGUCAGGAGAACUUACAGCACUAAUGACAGAGGUAUGGAACAUUUUAUUCGAGCAUUCUGUGAAGUCUACAAACCACAUGCUAUGCCAAUACAAAAAAAUAUAUAAAGCUGUGCCACUAAAAGACAAGAUGUGGAUCACUGACAUACCAGUCACAGUUGGGAUGUCCAUAUCAGACAUUGUGGGCUUCAUCCAGGCAGUAUACAUGUUCCAGGCAUUUGUGGAAAAAGACCCAAAUGGAGCAGCAGAGUUCCUGAUAAAGACUGAGCAGAAGUUCCGAGACAUACUGGGAAAAACGGCUGAUUCUGCUGUGAUGAACGCUCAUAUUAAACACUACUGCAUCCUGGCUUGCAAGAAUUAACACAGUGACCGCAGAAGACGCAUUGAUGAUGUCAUCAGUUUUUUCUGAAUAUAAAUAAAUAGAUGAGUUAAAUAACUAGAGUAGGUGGUGGAUUUGUAUUUUGUAUAUACAGUACAGGCUGA
Molecule: messenger RNA, 968 nt
Organism: Pseudophryne corroboree (corroboree frog)
Lineage: Eukaryota; Metazoa; Chordata; Amphibia; Anura; Myobatrachidae
Exons: 6
Coding region: 31-846 (271 amino acids)
Molecular function (GO): S-adenosylmethionine-dependent methyltransferase activity
Source: RefSeq, a predicted model, not a curated record